CCUAAUUCCACCUUCCUCUGUCGCUUCUUCUUCUUCUUCUUCUUCUUCCGGACCCACCAGAACUGCCGGAUCUAUCAUCUCCUAUGCGCUUCCCCUCCUCCCAUCUGUUUCCUACAACUUCUAAUUUUGGAUCUCAACCCCUGUGUUGCCGACUCUGUUCAAACUCCGAUGGUGGAUCUGACCUGAUUUGUUUACUCCGUGUCUCUCAGUCUGUUGCUCCUCCUUCUCCGACGAAUUCCCUAGUCUCGUGUAGUUGCAGAGAUUGGUAAUGAUCAAUUGGUUAAGAAAGCUAGGAAGAUUAGUACCGAAUCUCAAUGAAAGAUGAUUUCUCUACAUACUCUGAUUAUCUCAACAACUUCGUGAGUUUCUUUUCAUCUCUUCCCUGUAGAAAAGGUCGAUAGAUUGAAGUAAGGAAAAAACGAGAAUGGAAUCCGUGAAGAGUUCAUUAACAACGGAGUUCCAGCGAGAGUGUUCUCUCCAAGCUUCAUGGAGUAAGCCCAUGUAGAUUUGGGAGACGAAGAUGGUGCAAGCUGGAGUCUUGUCUGGACCAAUCGAUAGGUCAUCAGCUCAAGCGAUGAUCCAACUCCUGGAAGCGAGAGGAAUAUACGCUGAUGUCAAAGCAAGACCCAAUCCUUAUAUGGUGGAAACCGUUUUUGGAAGAAUAUUGGUUUGCGUUUCCAGACUCCCUGUAACACCAUUGAAGGAAAGUGUGUGUGGAAUGUGGUGUUCCUUGGCAUGAUACUAUGGGCUGUGAAGAGUUUCAGAUUCUUCCGGUUGAUGAAGGAUAUCCAGAUGAUAUCACAUUGCAUCGCUCGGCUAAGUAUAAGAGAUGGAGACAGUGUUUGACUUUGUGGUUUCUUAUAUCAAUGUUGAGAUCUCUUUGUGUUCUUUUGGUGUGGGCGUGAGUUUUGCUACACUUGGGGAGAAGAGUACAGAGAAGGACAACAUAGUUGCACUUGUGAGACAUUCAACUCAAUGCCAAGGGUAAUGACGCUUACUCAGAGCUAGAAAGAUCUCAGCUAACUCUGAUCCAACGGUCCUUAGUGGGUACUGGGUUUAGUCUCAGAGAUCACCAUACUUGCCUUGAAACUUGAAAGGUUUGUUUAUCUCUGAACUAGCUCUGAUCCAACAGUCCUUACUGGGUGCUUGGUUUAGUCUCAGAGAUCACCAUACUUGCCUUGAAACUUGAAAGUUUCAUAUGCAACGACUCUGAGUGAAGUUGUUUGAAUGGUGUAUAGGUAGGAAGACGAGAUGGAAUCGGAUCUAGAGAAACUCUUUGUUGGUGGGAUUUCAUAGGACACAUGAAGAAAAGUUAAACCGGUUAUAAUGUUAA
Molecule: messenger RNA, 1333 nt
Organism: Eruca vesicaria subsp. sativa (arugula)
Lineage: Eukaryota; Viridiplantae; Streptophyta; Magnoliopsida; Brassicales; Brassicaceae
Source: the annotation of a GenBank genome assembly